Molecule: messenger RNA, 4915 nt
Organism: Hylaeus anthracinus
Lineage: Eukaryota; Metazoa; Arthropoda; Insecta; Hymenoptera; Colletidae
Exons: 5
Coding region: 501-4472 (1323 amino acids)
Biological process (GO): interstrand cross-link repair; resolution of meiotic recombination intermediates; DNA replication
Cellular component (GO): Slx1-Slx4 complex; nucleus
Molecular function (GO): enzyme binding
Source: RefSeq, a predicted model, not a curated record
AUAUUCGUACACAUACUUUGCGUGAUAUACAUAAUUACAUUUGAUUUUAUUCGUGCAUCUAAAUCAUUUUAUAAAAUUAUAAAAAUAUUGUACAUAAGGAAUGUAAUGCACGAAAUAAUAUUCGUACUGAACAUAUUAUUUAUAAGAAAGUUUUAUAAUUUAUAAGAAAUAGUUAAAAGUUAACCUUGUUAUUCAAGGUGUUCAAACAGUUUAGAUGUUAUAAAAAAGAAGAAACUUAUUAACGAAUUCGAGGGAAUUACUCAGCCUAAUAAACCGCAAACACUAGAUGAAAUAUUUCUAAAAGAAAGAACUCCACUUUCGCUAGAGGAAAUUGUAGAUAGUUUAAAAACUAUAAAAAACGUAUUCAGCUAAAAUCAAAAUUAACAGAAGAUCUAAUAUCUGUAGCAAGUAUAAGAGAACUAUUCAAUUUGCAUAUAUACUCAUGUUGGAUUUAAAAAUUUAUCAAGGUCGCAUGAUAGUUUGCAUUCAAAGUACAUAGGAUGGAAAAUAGAUUAUGUUUAAAGAGGACAGAUGAAAAGGAUGGUUCUGAAAGCAUACCUAAAGAAUUAUCAAAAUGUAAUAUAAAGCAUGCUUUGGAUAAAGUUAAAAUGGACGAAGAAUUACAAACUAAUAAAAUUUCUUCCAAUACAUUGUUAGUAACCGAAGAUAACAGUAUACUAGAAUUUAAAAGUCCGAACGCGAAAAUUAUUAAACCAACGUUUAGCGAUUGUACUACAUCCAAUAUCUUGAAACAUAAAAGUAAAACAGCUACAAAAUUUAAGAACUGUAUCAAGAAUCAUAAAGAUAUGAAGUAUAAACAAGAUUCAGAGAAAAGAAAACACUCGCGGGAUUCUCAACUUUCUAUAGAAUCCUCUUUUUUUAAAUCUAAAGAUAAUUGCGAUAGUAACGAUAUGACUACCGAUACAAAAGUGGCUCUCGUCUGUCCCUUAUGUUUUAAAAUAUUUAAAGAUUUAGACUCUCGAAUAUUGCACAUGAAAUUUUGUGCCAGUAAAAAUAACAUUUCUACAAAAAAGUUGUUAGAUGCUAUAGAACUUCAGAAGCGUCAAGAAGACGAAAGGAAAUCCUUAGGUUUACUCGCUGCACCUAUAAUACCAGACAAGAAGAAACCUGUACCAUCUAGAAUAAAUUUGAAUAAAGACUCUGACCUUGAACUUGCUUUAGCAUUAUCAAAAUCUCUUUACGAUGCCAAAGAAUUAGAUGAAAUUAGUGAAAUCGAAAGAUUAUCUGAAGUACCAAAUCAAUCUGUAUUAGAAGCAUUAGAAUCAAAAAGAUCAUUGGAAAAGUUUGGAUUUGCAAACAGCAAACCUAUAUCACUAAUAAAAAGUAAAAGAAAAAAAUACAAUGAAGUAACUAUUCUUCAAACACGUUCUCAAGAAGAAAGAAAUCGAAUCUUAACAGAAAGAAUUGCAGAAAUUCUUAUGGGAGAUGAGCCGGUUACUCAAAUACAAAGAGAAAAAAAUGAUUACAGUCAAGAAAUUAAAAUGAAAACUAUUCUAAAGAGUCGUUUACUUCAAGAACUUUAUUGUAAGGAGGACAAAAUAUGGGACAAAGCAAGAUUAACACAGAGUCGGAAAUGUUUUUAUGUGACAAAUCUCUCUGAAUAUAUAUUUCCACAAGAAAAACUAAUAGAAGUAGAAGAAGAGAAUGCCAUAAAAUUUACAAAUGUAUGUAAAGUAGACGAUGUAGAAUUGAAUCAGAAUAAAAUAAAAAAGAACAAAGAGGAGAACAAAUUGUUUGGAAUAUCGCAAACAGAUUUAUGUCUUACAAGUAAAAAACAUAAAAACUGCAAGGAUAAACAGUAUAUUGAUACUUUAGUAAUAAACUGGGGAGAUGCACUAAACGAUAGCUCUGCAAGUGAUAUAAUAAUAUUUGUUAAUAAUGACAAAUAUAUUUGGGCACAUAAAUUAGUCUUUUAUGUGCGUUGUUCGAAUAUAUUAAUCGAUGUUAUACCCAAUGAUACUUCACAAUUUAUUGGGAUCAAGGAAAGAAUUUGUUGGCUUGAUGUUUCUUACAAUAUUGCUUUAGCGUUUUUGGAAUUUAUUUAUUGUGGAAUAAUUAAGAAGUACUUGAGUAUUUUUGAAGAUUCGACAAGCUUCUCUUCUUUAAGAAAUUUGGCAAGAAAAUACAAAGUGGAAGAAUUGUUUGCUUAUUUACAAAUGAAGGAAACUGAAAUUGAAGAACCAGAGAUUCAAAUACAUGAUACAAAAGAUAUUGAAUGUGGAAAAAUAGAUGAAAAAUCAUCACCUGAUUCAAAUAUACUAACAUCAAUAGCAAAAAAUCUUCAUUCGCAAGAAAUAGAAAUAAAUGCAUAUAUAGAUCGAUCAUCUGAAAGAGGAGUUGACUGUCAAAGUAAGAUAAAUAUUAUCCCGCUUUGUAAUGCAUCUCCAGAUAUGUUUGACGAUACGAAUGACACAAUACUGAAUUACAAAGAGAGAUGUACUCGUCGAACUUCAGGUUUUGAAGAAACAAAAAAUGAUAACAAUCUUAGCAUUCUUAACUCUAUCGAUGAUUCUAAGAUUACGAAAUCUAUUACAUACAAAAAUGUUGAAGAAUGUAUACAUUCAUUGUCAGACACGCCGCAUUGUAAUAGAUCGGAACAAAGAAAUAUAAAGAAUUUCAAUACAAUGAAACCAAAAAGUAAUUUGAGCUUAUUUAUUGAACAAUUUCAAAAAGAGAAUGCAAAAUCAGACUUUGAUACAGAUUCUGAAAUUACAUUGAUAUCAGUUUCUCCUAAACUAAAUAGAAAUCCAUUUAAUAUGAAACAAUAUGAUGAUUCUAGUCGAAAUUCUUCAUUAAAUAGGAAUGCUGUUGUAACAGAAAUAUUCAAAGAAAAACAAGACGUCUUAAGCAAGUUUGAUUCUAUUACUAAUACAACUUCUACAUUGAAUACAGAAGAUACAUUUGAAGAAAGCGAUACCAAUAUGCACUUGAGUUUUGAGUCGAUAAACAAUUUAACGCGAUCAUUGGAAUAUAAUAUAGGAAACUGUACAAAAAUGUAUAGAGAAAAAUGUAUAGACAAUACAGAAAACGAAAUUCAAAAUAAAGUAACAUUUACUACAUCUGAAAAUUUACUAAUACGAAAUGCGAAUGUUGAAAAUGUAAACAGCAUUAUAACCGCAGAGGCAUGCUCUCCAUCGGAAUCUAGCGAAAGUCAGGAUAGUAUUCCUUCUGACCGAUAUCCAGAGGAAGGUGAUAUAUCUAUGUAUUCGAGUUAUAAAAAAAAACAUCAGAAUAAUAGCAUAGUAAACUAUCGGGAUUUUGUAACAAAGUAUAUACUAAACAAUUCUGUAAAAAAUAGUUUAGAGGAAUGCGAAUAUACAAGAAAAAGUAAUACAGAUAGUAAUGACAUUACUGUGCUGUCAGAUAUAGAUGUAGACACUAAUUUUUCAACAACUCCAGAAAUAGAAUGUAUUAAUCAAACAGAAGAGGAACAAUUAGUUUUUAAUAUCGAGAAGUCUACGCAAAUACCUGAAAAGAAUGUACAGAACGAUAGCGAUAAGAAAUACUUUCCUGUUUGCGUUACAUCUCCGACAAGUCGGGAAAGUAUUUCGAAUGUUCGAACUAAUAAUUCAAGUGAGUUAAGAUGUAGCAUAAUAAAUAAUAAAUUGUCUACAAUUGAUACAACAGAAAAUGGCAAUAGAAAAUUCAAAAAAAAAUCUAUGUCAGAGAGCAAUUUGAAUAUUAAUGUAAAAGAUAUUAAGAAUAAUCCUUGCAGUAAACGAAAUCGGUCGCAAUGCAAAUGUGGUCGUAAAAGAAUGUUGAGAACAGUUAUGUCACCUACAAUUAUCGGAGACAAUGUAACUCCUCUUCCUAAUUAUAAUGAUAUGAAGACACCCGAACUUCAUGCAGAAUUGUGUAAAUAUGGAUUGAAAAUACAAAAGCGGGAUAGAGCUAUAAAAUUAUUGACACACAUUUACAAUGAAUUACAUCCUAUAAUUUGUACGAUACCAACAGAAAUUGAAACUGAAUUUGCAAUAAUAAGUAGCGAUGACGAGGAACCACCAAAAAAAAAAACGAAUUAUAAUAAAACUAAUGACAAUUAUAUGGAUGACUAUAAAUAUGAAUUACAACAUUCUCAAGAGAGCAUCGUAUCUACACAAUUACAAUUCGAAAAUCUUGAACCCACGAUCACAACUGAUAAUACACAAAACAUUAAAGAUGUGUUCUCUGCAUUAAUUAAAGUUAAAAGAGAACUACACAACAAUAUCUUAACUUACGAACCGUUAUGUAUCGAAGCCUUAUACUCUAUAUUAAAGGAAGAAGGCUUCAAUUGCAACAUAAAUACUCUCGUGAACUUUUUAGACGAGCAGGUAAUAUUUUUAUUUUUAAAUAAAAUAUAUCAUAUAACCAAAAUAUUUUUUCAGUGUAUUACAUUUUAUUUAAGAGAAACAAGAUUAAAUAAAAAUAAAAAUAAAAAUAAACAGAAUUUACAUAAAAAGAAAAAUAUAUAAAAUAUACAAAUAUCGGAAGAGUAACGCAAGUUCGCAUGCAUGUUCAUUAACAUUUUCAGUGGAGAUGAUGACUAUAAUAAUUAUUAAAAGAUCAUUUAUAUUGGUAAACUACAAUCGUUACGGAUGUAUGUUGUAUAUUUUUGUACAUUUAAAUAAAAUAAGAAAUGAUAGUAUUUGUUUAAUUAAAUUUUCUAGCUUAGUUAAUUUAUAUACUUCGCUACAUUAAUACUUUGCGUCCUGUAAUUAUUUUCAAAAUAAUGCAAAAUGUAAUGGAAACAAAUCAGAAAGUAUGAUGUUUAAAUAUUUUAUGUAAUAAAAUGCAAGUUAAUCUUUAAAUGUAUAUUCUAGUAUGUUUCGCUGAGAAAAAUGUAUUCUUAUAUGAUUGUUAUUAACAUGUUUCUGCUGUAAAUUCACAUUUUAAAUAGUUAAUAAUUCAUAUUUAA